CUGCCAUACAUAAUGUGUAUAAGCUCGGAGAAUAAGGCCUUGUGUCGUCAAUGCCUGAAGCUUGUAUUGGGCUUGAAGAGUUGUGUUGUAGAGACGAACGUUGUUGUUGUAGAAAGCCUCGUGGUUCGUCAUCUACGUUGCAAACGUGAAGACGAUAUGAAGGGCUUGGAGAGCGAUUGUAAAUCAACCUGGGUGGUUGCCCAGCGCAAACUGAGAUACCUUGCAGUCCAAGUUGCCCUGGAAGCAAACUAAGGUGGGGUCGAGGGAUCCACGUCGAAGAACAGGAAGAGGGUGGUACGUACAGGCUCGGCAUGCCUCUACAUAAACGAGAAGACAAAGCAGUAGAGAGAAAGAGAGAGGAGAGAGAGAAAGAUAUAAAUUGUGGGAGUCUUCCAGACGAGAUGGAUCGAUCUACCUUGUAUACAAAAGUUUUCACACCCUUUUUCACCCCAUCGUACAU
Molecule: messenger RNA, 460 nt
Organism: Cotesia congregata
Lineage: Eukaryota; Metazoa; Arthropoda; Insecta; Hymenoptera; Braconidae
Source: the annotation of a GenBank genome assembly